AUGGAAGCCGCCGCCGGAAUCUCUUCCCCGCCACCUGAUGCCGAUUCAGCAACAAGGAAAUCCGAUGAGAAUGUCGUCCUCGUCCUCCAAGAGCUGCAAUCUCUGCGGCGCUCCCACGAGGCGCUUCAGUCCCAAUACUCGGCCGCGGAGAAAAGCCUCGCGAUUGUGCAGAAACAGAGAGACGAGGCACUGGAGCAGAACUGCAAUCUAGAGAUGGCCGUUUGCGAGACCACACUCGAACUGGACCUCCUCCGCGAGCUCAUCGGGCAGCUGGAGGUGUUCUGCCGCGAGAAACAGAGCGAAAUUGAGCGAAGCGAAAUUUCGAGGAGAACAGAGCUCGGAACCGAAUUGGAAACAUGUCGGGCAAGGAUCGAGGAGUUAGAAUUCAAUAUCAAACAAUCUGAAGAUAAGAAUGAGGUCCUGUCAAAAUCUCUGGUCUCGCUGCUCCCGGCGGCGAAGCACCAUCUACUGAAGAUAAUACGGUAUCACGACGACGGGAAGACCGUUGAUUCACAGCUCGAGAAGGAAUCGGAGGGAAUCGGAGAAGCAGAGGAUGAACUGAAACGAGCACUGCGGGAGCUCUCGAAGAUCACGAGACUGGCAAGCGAGGCAGAAUCGGUGACGAAAGAGUUCGAGGAGAGGGAGAAGAAGGAGAAGAAGAUGCUGGAGGACAGCAUCGUGAGCUUGACGGAAGAGAAUCGCGACCUGAACACCUUUCUGAGGGUCGCGUUAAUGGAGAAGGAGGCCGUGGAGAGGAAUCUGAACAAGCUGAAAGGCAGCAGCGCCGAGCAUAAGAAGGCAGCUCUGUUCCAGAUCGCCGAGCGGGGUUUGCAGAGGGUGGGGUUUGGUUUCAUCAUCGGCAGCAGCAGCAGCGAGGAAAAGACAGCAGAGGAGGAAUCUGGAUCUGAAGUCAACAGAAGAUCAGACGACGGCGAUGGUGACGAAGAAGAGAGUGUUAGCUUGGCUUCGACUGUUGAAAGAGUGAUGAAGAACUUGCGGCUGGAGAUCACGGAGCUUAGAAGAUCACUGGAGGAUUCUAGAUCAGACUGCGAGCAGCUGCAGAGCUUGGCGGAGAGGCAAGCUCAGAGCAUUGCCGAAACCGCGGUGUACAUACAAGAGCUGGAGGAUAGGUGCAGGGUUUCAGCACAGAAUGUAGAGAAACUAAUGGCGGAAAUCAGAGAAGCAGAGGCAGAGGCAGGGAGAUGGAUGGAAGCUUGUGAGUUGGAAGUGGAAGCUGGGAAGAAAGAGGUUGCAGAACGGGAUAAAGUGAUUGCGAUCAUGAAGCUAGAAUUGGAGAAGACAAGGGCUGCUCUGCAGAUAUCUGAUGGCAAGUUGAAGAUGAAAGAGGAGCUUGCAGGUGCAGCAAUGGCAGCCCAAGCAGCAGCCGAGCAGUCUUUGCAGCUAGCUGAUAGCAGGGCGAACCAAUUCCGUAGCAGGAUGGAAGAGCUAAGCCGACAGCUAGAAGCAGCAGAAAGCAGAGAUCGAGUUCGUCAUAAGGCGAGGCAUAGGUGUUGUUGGCCAUGGAGUGGUCUGAGAGAUAACUCAAACAAUAACGGUAGACGCAGGAGGCUCCCUGAAAUGCAACCCUUGCUCUCUUAAGGCUUCUCAUGCUCUCUGUGUUCUUAAAGAAAUGCACACAAACUUGUUUCUAUGAUUGGACGACAAAUACGGGUAGAAGCACUUCCAUGAUUGGAAAUGAGAAAUGACAUUCAGACAAUAUUG
Linum tenue is the source of this 1722-nucleotide messenger RNA. The record is from the annotation of a GenBank genome assembly. NCBI's taxonomy places the organism in Eukaryota, Viridiplantae, Streptophyta, Magnoliopsida, Malpighiales, Linaceae.